Molecule: messenger RNA, 2506 nt
Organism: Harmonia axyridis
Lineage: Eukaryota; Metazoa; Arthropoda; Insecta; Coleoptera; Coccinellidae
Product: EF-hand domain-containing family member C2-like
Exons: 13
Coding region: 97-2427 (776 amino acids)
Biological process (GO): regulation of neuron projection development
Cellular component (GO): microtubule
Source: RefSeq, a predicted model, not a curated record
UAGCGAUAGAAACAAUAUAUUGACAAAACUGUCAUCUCAGACAGAAAAGUACAUCAGCCAUUGGAAGCAACUCAUUAUUCAAGUAAUUUUUUUAUAAUGAAUUUACGGUGUCCAGAAUUACCCCUUCUACCGGGAUGGAGUUUCAACCCCAACAUUGGGAGGACAAAAUUCAAUAUGAACCAGAAAUUCGACUUUAUAGGAUCGCCAGAUGAGGGCAAUCGAGCUCUGAAGGAAAAAGUUAAACCGAAUAUGUUUGGCCCUUUAACAGACAAAUAUCCAUCUGUUUAUGCAAGGGGAGAAGUUUUGGAUUUGCCUCCUUGGUUGGUUUUUGAUAAGCAGGUUCUCCGCUUUGAUGCUUACUUCAAAGAAACACUACAAGAAGUACGUGGAUCACCAUUUCAAAUUCGUAAAGUUAUCAUUUACUUCUACUUGGAAGAUGGAACAAUUCAAGUAGCAGAGCCAAAAGUAGAAAACAGUGGUGUCUAUCAAGGUUGUUUCCUAAGCAGACAGAGAAUAAGAUUUCCACCUCCAAUGGAUGAAAAUUUCUAUGACAUCAUUGAUUUUAAUAUUGGCAAAGAAGUAGAAUUUUUUGGAAGGUGCUUCAAACUGAUUGAUUGUGAUAAAUUCACAAGAACUUUCUUGAACAGAUGUGGAAUCUGUGUACCAGAUCCUAUUUCUCUUCCUUCUGAUCCUUAUUUGAACAUGAGACAGAAAGAAAAAGAAGCAAUUAUGUCAAAAAAGCCUAAAAGGACCAAAGAUACCAGAGGACAAUUUCUAGAACACGAUAAAAAGGUACUUCGAUUUUUCGGAUAUUGGGAUGAUCAGGAAACUGAGCACGGAUAUCUACACAAAUUGGAAAUUCAUUAUUUCCUUUCCGAUGAUACAAUAGAGAUCAAGGAGACGGUUGCCGAAAAUUCUGGCAGAGAUUCUGGUUUCAUGUUCUUGAGAAGAGGAAAACUGCCAAAAAUUUGUAAAGCUUUACCGGGCCCUGGUGAUACUGCUCCCUACACAUUACUCAAUGUUUUGGGAGCUGGUGUAGCUGGUGGUAGAUAUAUAUUGGAUCCCCUUGAUAGGGGUUUGAAUGAAGAUUAUUAUAAGGAAAACGAUCUUGCCAUAAGUAGCAUAAUCAACUGUUAUGGUAGAAAAAUAGUCUUAACCGAUUGGGAUCCCUUCACCAGAUCAUAUUACAGCCUGAAGUAUGGUCUGGACCAUCUUCCUCCUGGAAAGAUGCCCAGAGACAAAUCAGAGCAAGUGAAAUCGGAGGGGCUGAAGCAACGGCAGCUUCCCCCUUGGAACGGUUAUGGUUCUUUUGAAGAUUCUGCACAAAACUGCAUCACGGUUGAGCCUAAGGCGCCUUUGAAGGACUUCAAGAAGUUUUUAAAAUAUGACAGACAAGGCUUGGACAGUCACAUACUCCGAUUUUCCGCCAAGAUGCUCUCGAAAAAUCCUGACAACUGCAGAAGGAGAUUCAUCAUCAGUUACUUUUUGGCCGACGACACCAUUGGCGUGUAUGAGGUUUGCGACGGAGGAAGGACCAGCUUUUUUGCCAGAUCUCCCGUCGUACUACCGGGUCAACCGACAUUUACAAGUAUGCCGCCAUUGAAGUACCUUCCGCAACACAUGUUCGUAGGAGCCACGGUCGUUAUAAACUCUUUCGUUUUCGUCCUUUGCGAUGCUGACGAGUACUGUCUGCGGUACAUGGAGAUAAACAGUCACGAGUACCCUAAAGCUAACCUAAAGCUCAUCAUGGAUAAAGUAAGGGAACAAUUGAAGCCCUUCUACAAGGAUUUCGUAGCAGAAAUGAUGCCCAACGAACAACCAGUGCUCCGAUAUGAAGAUUUACGAAAUAAACUCUGUAGAGUAAUGGGAGAUGAUUUUACUGAACACGAAAUGAUAACGAUUGCAAGAGCUUUUUCUGCCGACUGUACCAAGGACAGAUUCGACCGACAGAAAAUAAGAGCCAUAACUUUGACGGAACUGAAGAGAUUCCUCUGGGACGAUCUGGAAAGACUGAGAGAAUAUUUUCUAAUUCAAGAUCCUGAAAGGAGUGGAAAAUUGAGCCGUCAAAAGUGCUACACCAUUUUGAGAGCUUGCCGUUUGCCUUUGGAUAAAUCACAUAUAGAAAAAGUAUUAGAUGUGAUCCACAGAGAUGAAAAAUGUGAUUAUUAUUACGAUGAUAUAUUGCAAUUUUUCGAUCGCAAAGUUUGUCCGAUGGCAGAUACUGUUCCUAUUAAUAUCAAGUUUAACUUCUGGUGGGCAGCGGAAAAAGAACCAGAAGCUGGUCUUCUGAUAAAUUGGUGUGCUUUCAACAAGUAUUUAGAUUUGGAACAGACUUUCAAAGAAAUGCCUGGACAUGAGGAGACUUUGAAGAUCUUGGAGAAAAUUGAAGGACAAGAAGGCAUUCACGAUGAAAAAGGAGGCCACUGAAGGAAAAAGCCUCAUAGAGUGAAUGUCUAUGAAUAUUUUAAUAUAAAUAACAAUAUUGGUUAAUAUAUAUGAAAAUUCA